AGUUUACAGCGAACAAGAAGAAAAACAGAACCACCUCUUUUGAAGGAGAAGAAGAAAGUAACAAAACUCUAGAACAAGAGGUUCUUACAGAGGACCUAAACAUAGACAUGAACCAAACAGAAGAAACUCCUUUACCCAACUCUGAGGAAACUUUAACCAACUCAGAAAAGGUUAGGGAAGAGGAGACAGUAAACCCCACAAUGAUGGAAGAAGACUCGGAAGUUUCCAACAAUGAAACUCUCAUUGUAGAAACAGAAGAACCUCAAGCCCUAAACUCCCCUCUGGUACUAAUUGCUAACGAAAUUAACUUGCAGCCUCGUUGUGCUAAUGCUGAAGAGGAAUUCACCGUUGUCUCAUACAAAAGAAAAAAAGACAAGAAAACUUCUACGAAACAAAAG
Molecule: messenger RNA, 398 nt
Organism: Racocetra persica
Lineage: Eukaryota; Fungi; Glomeromycota; Glomeromycetes; Diversisporales; Gigasporaceae
Source: the annotation of a GenBank genome assembly